Fonticula alba is the source of this 475-nucleotide messenger RNA. RefSeq lists its product as hypothetical. Bases 47 to 445 code for a protein of 132 amino acids. The transcript has 5 exons. Gene Ontology annotation, cellular component: membrane; endoplasmic reticulum. The record is from RefSeq and is a predicted model, not a curated record. Lineage: Eukaryota; Rotosphaerida; Fonticulaceae. Gene Ontology annotation, molecular function: protein-macromolecule adaptor activity.
GCCGAAGACCCCUCCGGCACAGCUUGCCUGACUAGCCGCCUCCGCCAUGUUCUCGGUCAUGCCUUCCCUCGCCACCCUGGCCCGCGCCUCCCUGAUCUACGCCGCCAUCGGCCGGGUCGUUGGCGCCUACCUCGGCUUCUGCCGCCCGGACCAGCUCCGCAAGUACCUGUACACCAUUGGCGCCGUGGAGGUCACCCCCCUGGCCGGCCGCAUCUUCACCAUGUGGGUCACCCUGACCGGUGUCCUCUGCGUCGUGGCCGCCCACCAGUUCCACGUCCAGGCCUUCCGCCUGACUGCCAUUGCCUCCUUCGGCCUGGCCUUCUCCCACUUCAUGUCCGAGGUCUUCAUCUUCCGCACCCUGCGCUUCAAGGACACCUACUCCACCAUGGCCGUGGCCCUCACCUGCACCGUCCUCCUGACCCUCAACGAGCUGAUGGGCAUGUAAGCGGCGGCGUGCUGCAUGGCCCCUCUUGGC